Octodon degus (degu) is the source of this 1820-nucleotide messenger RNA. RefSeq names its product inositol-trisphosphate 3-kinase A (gene Itpka). Lineage: Eukaryota; Metazoa; Chordata; Mammalia; Rodentia; Octodontidae. Gene Ontology annotation, biological process: inositol phosphate biosynthetic process. The record is from RefSeq and is a predicted model, not a curated record. Bases 91 to 1473 code for a protein of 460 amino acids. Gene Ontology annotation, cellular component: cytoplasm; nucleus. Gene Ontology annotation, molecular function: inositol tetrakisphosphate kinase activity; inositol-1,4,5-trisphosphate 3-kinase activity. The transcript has 7 exons.
UCCGCCCCGGCAGGCUGGGCCCGCGGGAGCCUAGCGUCUCCAGUCCCCGCCGUGCCGCGGGCUGUGGGUUUGGUGCGUUCUGCGCCGGGAAUGACCCUGCCUGGGGGCCCGACCGGCAUGGCGCGGCCAGGGCGCGCGGGGCCCUGCAGCCCUGGGCUGGAACGGGCACCGCGCCGGAGCGUCGGGGAGCUGCGCCUGCUCUUCGAAGCGCGCUGCGCCGCGGUGGCAGCCGCCGCCGCCGCCGGGGAACCCCGGGCCCGCGGGGCCAAGCGACGCGGGGGCCAGGUCCCCAACGGGCUCCCGCGGGCCGCUCCGGCGCCGGCCAUCCCGCAGCUGACGGUGACGGCCGAGGAACCGGAGGCACCCCCAGCCAGCCCCGGGCCACCCGAACCGGAGGGGCGCUGGCUCCCGGCCGCGGGCGCACACCUGCAGCAGCCGCGCCGCCUUUCCACCUCGUCGCUGUCUUCUACCGGCUCCUCGUCGCUGCUCGAGGACUCUGAAGACGAUCUGCUGAGCGACAGCGAAAGCCGAAGCCGCGGCAACGUGCAGCUGGAAGCCGGCGAGGACGCGGGUCAGAAAAGCCACUGGCAGAAGAUCCGCACCAUGGUGAACCUGCCGGUCAUGAGUCCCUUCCGGAAGCGCUACUCUUGGGUACAGCUAGCAGGGCACACGGGGAGCUUCAAGGCGGCGGGCACAAGCGGGCUGAUCCUGAAGCGCAGCUCAGAACCGGAGCGUUAUUGCCUGGGCCAGCUGAUGGGGGAUGCGCUGCGUGGCUGUGUGCCCACCUUCCACGGCGUGGUGGAGCGUGAUGGCGAGAGCUACCUGCAGCUGCAGGACCUGCUGGAUGGUUUCGACGGGCCCUGCGUGCUCGACUGCAAGAUGGGCGUCAGGACUUACCUGGAAGAGGAGCUGACCAAAGCCCGGGAGCGCCCCAAACUGCGCAAGGACAUGUACAAGAAGAUGCUGGCGGUGGACCCUGCAGCGCCCACCGAGGAAGAGCAUGCGCAGCGGGCUGUCACCAAGCCGCGCUAUAUGCAGUGGCGGGAGGGCAUCAGCUCUAGCACCACGCUUGGCUUCCGCAUCGAGGGCAUCAAGAAAGCUGAUGGCUCCUGCAGCACUGACUUCAAGACCACGAGAAGCCGAGAGCAGGUGACCCAAGUCUUUGAGGAGUUUGUGCAAGGAGAUAUGGAAGUGCUGAAAAGGUAUCUGAACCGCCUGCAGCAGAUCCGGGACACCCUGGAGGUCUCCGAGUUUUUUAGGAAGCACGAGGUGAUCGGCAGCUCGCUCCUCUUCGUGCACGAUCAUUGCCAUCGCGCUGGCGUGUGGCUCAUCGAUUUUGGCAAGACCACGCCCCUUCCAGAUGGCCAGAUUCUGGACCACCGGCGGCCCUGGGAGGAGGGCAACCGUGAGGACGGCUAUCUGCUAGGGCUGGACAAUCUCAUUGGCAUCCUAGCAGGUCUCAUAGAGAGAUGAGGCCAGGCCCUGUUGCCACUUGGGCCUGCCGGUCAGAAAGACAUGGACCUGUGGCUGUGACCCCACAGUGCAUGCCAGCAAGACCAGACCCCGCUGCGCGGGCAGUUGCUCGGUCCUGCAGGGCCAGGUGCCAACCACUAAGGGGUGCGUUGCCAACACAGGGAGUUGGCCUCACAUAAGCCCCAAAUUCCCAGAGCUGGAUGACACUAGUUUAGAGGAGGGGAGAACAAUGGGCUUCUUUGUUAGCUCUGAACCUCUCCAGAGGGACCAGAUAAAGAAUUGCAUUUCACAGGUCUAGAUCUAUUGGACAGGCUUCUCACACUACAGUGGACUCCCCAAUAAAACUC